Molecule: messenger RNA, 753 nt
Organism: Peronospora matthiolae
Lineage: Eukaryota; Oomycota; Peronosporomycetes; Peronosporales; Peronosporaceae
Source: the annotation of a GenBank genome assembly
AUGGCGGACCCUCUCAUCGGACCCUUCGCGGAGCUCUGCGGGGCUCUCCGCGGCUUGCAAGAGCAAGUGGAGCAGCUGGAGCGUGUGCACAACGCUGUAGACGACUUCAACUCGGCUUUUGGCUCCUUCCAGGGCGCCAUAGCUCUGCACGCAUCGUGUCUGUCGUACCCCAAGACGACUGUAUCCACAGCUCUACUGACUCGGGGACCCAAAGAAAAGCACGUGUCGCCAAGGACAAGAAUUCCGAACUUAAGCGAAUUGCACACUGCAAAUGGUGUCCAAGCGAAGCAUGAGGGGUCUCCACGCGGAACAACUAAUAGCAGCAGUAGGACUGAAGCUGAUACUGGGAACAAGCAGCCACACACGAAGCUCCAGAAGCCAGCGGAUGGUGUCGCAAAUGGUGUCAAGCGAUACGGGAAAGUGGAGCCUCAUGGACCGAGCAAUACUCGGAUCAAGAAACGGCGGAAGCCGCAGACGACCAAGAUAGCGCCACCAGCGUGGACGUGGGAACGUCAUGUCCGAGAGAAGAUCCCACGCAAGUAUCAGAGCCCGGCAGAGCUGAAGAAGCUCGAAAAUAUCGUCCUUUAUCUCAAAAAUCGUCAUUGUGCCAUUUCGAUUUCGGAUCUGGUGAACCACAGUGGACUGCCUGUGAUUCGGUGCAAGGAAAUUCUGCAGACGCUCAUGAAGCUUGAUAUUGUCGUGCGCAAGCGCGAGAAGUCGGGGUUUGUCUACAGCUUUGUCACCUCCAGCUAA